GGCAAAGGCAACAUAACCAUUCGAUCCACUCGCGUCGCUUGUGCCACUACUGUGAAUAUCACAAAAUUUAAAAAAAUAAUAAAAAAUAUGGAGAAAAGUGUAAUAAUUAUUUUUGUAUUUUUUUCGUGUUACCAACAUACACAACAACUGAUCCCAUUACCGGACUUCAUCCAUCCAUGCAGCGAACUUAAUGACGAAUGCUUCACACAAGCUACUCUAGACGCGAUACCGGGCGUUGUCAGGGGAAUUCCAGAAGCGGGCAUCCCUCCCCUGGACCCGCUGUACUUGGAUAAGAAUAUCACAAUGGCCCUCCCUGGUAAUGUCAAGAUGACAUUCCACAACGGAAAACUACUGGGACUUAGCACCUGUGUGCCGAGUAAAGUUUCAUCGCGUCGUGAGAAACGAACAUUUGUUUUCGACAUCCAAUGCAACUUUACAAUCAAAGGCCAUUACAGUAUCGUCGGAAGGAUAUUGCUAUUCAACCUUAACACGGACGGGAACGCAAAGAUUAAAAUAUGGAAUCAAAAAAUCCAUCUAGAAGUUCUGGAGAAGGUAGUUAAAAACGACAAAGGCGAGGGUCACUACAAAAUCAAUUCUUACAAAUACAAAGCAGACUAUGGAACUGAUUUAAAACUUAAUUUGACUAAUUUAUUCAGAGGAAGUCCUGAAAUUAGCGCGAAUAUUCUCAGCGUUCUCAACUCUAAUUCUCAACUCGUCGCUCAAGAGUUCGGAGGGCCGAUCCUCGACUACGCUAUAGACUAUGCAAUGAACGUCACACAGAAGUUCUUCGACGCCUACACAUACGACCAGAUCAGCCACGUACCACUCACCGAUGACUUCUUCGAAGAGGACUGAUUUAAUUCAUAGUUAAGAGACUUUAAGAGCGGGCGCACCAAAUGAUGUGCGAUUGUCGAUUGUUUCGCAGCCAAUUCAACUGUUUAGUCGCACAACUAAAAACCGAGUAGUUUGCUCAAUGUUGUGCGAUAGUUUAGUUUAAGGUGUGCGCGCGCUCUAAAAAUCUAUGAGAUGACCCACCAUCUUAUAUUAGUUGUCUUAAGCUUAUAAAUUACUUAAGUAUUCGCUAGGAUGUAAUGUAUUAGAGAUUAGACCAAAAAUCUGUUAAAUUAAACUGUAUCCGAGAUAAACAAUGGAUAACAGUCGGUUGCAGAAAUAAGAUUAAAUAUUGUUUUGAUAUUCGA
This is a messenger RNA of Papilio polytes (common Mormon), 1199 nucleotides long. Its product is annotated as protein takeout-like. The transcript is spliced from 5 exons. The record is from RefSeq and is a predicted model, not a curated record. NCBI's taxonomy places the organism in Eukaryota, Metazoa, Arthropoda, Insecta, Lepidoptera, Papilionidae. The coding region runs from base 88 to 855 and encodes 255 amino acids.